Amyelois transitella is the source of this 4734-nucleotide messenger RNA. RefSeq names its product pre-mRNA-splicing factor ATP-dependent RNA helicase PRP16. Gene Ontology annotation, molecular function: RNA binding; ATP binding. Gene Ontology annotation, cellular component: spliceosomal complex; intracellular anatomical structure. The transcript is spliced from 21 exons. The coding region runs from base 155 to 3763 and encodes 1202 amino acids. The record is from RefSeq and is a predicted model, not a curated record. NCBI's taxonomy places the organism in Eukaryota, Metazoa, Arthropoda, Insecta, Lepidoptera, Pyralidae. Gene Ontology annotation, biological process: mRNA splicing, via spliceosome.
CGUCUUGUGUUUGAUUGCUAGUUAGUUGGCGCCUUAGCGAAAUGUUUUUUAUCGUAAUUAGAAAAUAACUAUUUUAUUUCUGAGCAUACGGGUAAUUAGAAGUUAUUCACUACAUGUUGAAGAUAUCAUACGCUGUAUAAAUAAAGUGGUAAAUAUGGCAGAUGGGGACGAAAGUGUACAUCGUUUGGAAGGCACUUCGGGCGAUGCUCCCGGAGGCUUAAUUUUAAAAAAGAAAGACAAACCUGAUGACUUCCAGUUUGCUAAGCCUUCCUUACUAGGAUUGGAUAAACUAGCAGCCGCAAAACGUAAGCAGAACAGGCUUAUUUCGUUCCAAGACGACGCAAAUGAAGAUGAUCUUGCCGAUGAUAAAAACGAAUCAAAAGUACGUAAAUAUAGAAAACAUAACGAGGAAACACCGACUUAUACAGGUGGUAUAUCAGAGCAAGCGCGGGAACGCAUGCUGGAAAGGUUACAGAGGAAGGAAAAAGAAACUAAAGCGAAGGGAGUGCACAAUUCAACUCAAGAAGAGAAAAAGUCAAGGUCCAAGGAUGAAGAAGAUGACCGUUAUCACAGAAACCGUUAUGACAAGCGGGAACGUGACAGAGAUAGAAGAUAUGAUGACGACAAGAGAGAUAGGGACAGACGAGAUCGUCAUGAUCGCGAUUCUGAUAGAAGAAAUAAGGACAGAGAUAGAUAUGAGCGGGGUAGCGAGAGAAGGGAUAGCGACAGGAGGGGGGACAGUGAACGACGAGGGGAUAGUUCCAGGAGGAGUUACUACGGUCCGAGAUUCAAGGAUGAGCCAAGAACACCUAAUUUGAAAGCCCUCAAACCGACCGACAGAACGGCCUGGGAUGACGAUGAUGAGGACCCAAAAAUACGCAGAUCCAGUUGGGACUUCCCGACUCCUGUGCCCAGGGGAGCCGGCCCUUCCGACCGCUCCGAACGAAGCGAGAGGAAACCCUUAAGAGACUAUAAAGGAAGACCGUACGAUAAUACUCCUAGAGCCACACCGCAUAAGUUUGCCAGUUCCAGGCGUGGCCUGGACAUUGACGACCCGGAAUGGCAGGAGGCUGAGAAGAAACUGGACAGGGCCUGGUACAAUAUGGGUGAAGGCGAAACAGACGAAUCCGAUCCAUUCUCCGACACGAGCGCUGAAUACAUAGCACGCAAAGAGGAACAAAUUGUUAAACGGCAAAAUAGAAAAGUGUCCGCUCAGAGACAGCAGAUAGACAAGGACAACGAGCUGUGGGAGCGGAACAGAAUGCUCACCAGCGGUGUGGUGCAUUCUAUCAAUGUUAACAAUGAUUUGGAUGAGGAAAGCGUGGACAGGGUACAUCUUUUAGUGCACAAUAUAGUGCCUCCGUUCCUCGACGGGAGAAUAGUUUUCACCAAACAGCCGGAGCCUGUUAUACCUGUCAAAGAUCCCACUUGUGAUAUGGCAGUGAAUGCUAGAAAAGGCUCUGCUCUGGUGAAAGCAUUCCGAGAACAGAAGGAGAGGAAGAAGGCGCAGAAGAAACAUUGGAAAUUGGAGGGCACCAAAAUCGGUAACAUCAUGGGCAUACAAAAGGAGCAAGAGGAGUUAGAGGACGGGCCGACUAAGGGCGCUUACAAAUACGCUGAACAUUUAGACCAAGAUGGCAAGGAACCAGAGUCAAAAUCGGAAUUCGUGAAAAAGAUGACGAUAGGUGAACAACGUCGCUUCUUGCCCGUGUUCGCGGUGAGGGAGCAGCUGAUGCAGGUCAUCAGAGAGAACUCCGUCGUCAUCAUCGUCGGUGAGACGGGUAGCGGUAAAACGACUCAGCUGACGCAGUAUCUGCACGAGGAGGGCUACAGCCGCCUCGGCAUGAUCGGGUGCACGCAGCCGCGCCGCGUGGCCGCCAUGGCCGUGGCCAAGCGUGUGUCUGACGAGAUGGGCACCAAGCUGGGUGACGAAGUCGGCUACGCGAUUCGUUUCGAAGACUGCACUUCACCCAACACCGUCAUAAAGUACAUGACCGAUGGGAUCCUGUUGCGGGAAGGUCUCCGGGAGCCCGACCUCGACCACUACUGCGCGGUCAUUAUGGACGAGGCCCACGAGAGGUCGCUGUCUACCGAUAUGUUGUUCGGCUUGUUGAGAGAGGUGGUGGCACGAAGGUCCGAUCUGAAGCUGAUCGUGACAUCAGCCACCAUGGACUCGAGCAAGUUCUCCACCUUCUUCGGCAACGUUCCCACCUUCACAAUUCCCGGGCGGACUUUCCCCGUCGAGACGUUUUUCGCGAAGAAUGUCUGCGAGGAUUAUGUCGAUGGCGCUGUUAAGCAGGCGUUACAAAUCCACCUGCAGCCGGAUGACGGAGACAUCCUGAUCUUCAUGCCUGGUCAGGAGGACAUCGAGGUCACGUGCGAGACAUUGACAGAACGCUUAGCUGAUUUAGACAGCGCCCCACCACUGACCGUGCUGCCGAUCUAUUCCCAGCUACCCGCAGAUUUGCAGGCUAAGAUCUUCCAGAGGGCGCCACCUGGCCAGAGGAAAUGCAUUGUCGCCACUAAUAUUGCUGAAACUUCCUUGACAGUGGACGGUAUAAUGUAUGUCAUCGACUCGGGAUAUUGCAAAUUGAAAGUCUACAAUCCAAGGAUCGGCAUGGACGCUUUGCAGAUAUAUCCAGUGAGCCAGGCGAACGCCCGACAACGUGCAGGCCGAGCAGGGAGAACCGGGCCAGGCAGGGCCUUCUGCCUCUACACCCAGCGGCAGUACCAGCACGAGCUGCUGCCUUCCACCGUGCCCGAGAUACAGAGGACCAAUCUGGCCAACACCGUGUUGCUGCUGAAGUCAUUGGGGGUUGAGGAUUUGCUCGCGUUCCAUUUUAUGGAUCCGCCACCGCAGGACACAAUUCUCAAUUCUAUGUACCAACUAUGGAUCCUCGGCGCUUUGGACGGCACGGGGGCGUUGACCCCGCUCGGCAGACAAAUGGCCGAGUUCCCGUUGGACCCGCCGCAGUGCCACAUGCUCAUUGUGUCCGCCGAGAUGGGGUGUAGCGCUGAAGUUCUCAUCAUCGUGUCAAUGCUGUCGGUACCAUCAGUGUUCUACAGACCGCAAGGCCGCGAGGAGGAAGCGGACUCUGUGAGAGAAAAGUUCCAAGUGCCUGAGUCUGAUCAUCUCACUCUGUUGCAUUUGUAUAACCAGUGGAAGUCUAACAAAUACUCAAGCCAAUGGUGCACAGAACAUUUCGUUCACGGCAAAGCAAUGCGGAAAGUACGCGAAGUCCGACAACAGUUGCGCGACAUUCUGCAGCAACAACGACUGCCGCUGGUCUCCUGUGGGACUGACUGGGACACUGUUCGGAAGUGUAUUUGUUCUGCGUACUUCCAACAAGCCGCUCGUCUGAAAGGCAUCGGGGAAUACGUGAACUGUCGCACCGGAAUGCCUUGCCACCUCCAUCCCACUUCGGCUUUAUUCGGCCUCGGCUCGUCUCCGGACUACGUCGUGUACCACGAGCUGAUGAUGACCACGAAGGAGUACAUGCAUUGCGUCACGGCUGUGGAUGGAAGAUGGCUGGCCGAAUUGGGGCCCAUGUUCUUUUCGCUUAAAGAGACAAACAAAUCAAACCGCGACAAACGAAAAGAGGCAGCCGUCCACCUGGAACGAAUGGAAGAGGAAAUGAGGCAAGCGGAAUUAAAGAUGGCGGAGGAGAGGCGGAAGAAGGACGAGAUGGUGCCCGACAAACAGGAAGUGGCCACCCCGGGGCUGGACACGCCGCGGCGGACGCCGCACAGACUCGGAUUGUAGAUGACUUUCCUCCGAGCCCUUUAUAUCUCUCGAUAAAAGUACGUGCUAAAAUGUUACAGUUAAACACUGCCAAAGAAUGGCAUUAUCGUGAAAGCAUUUUCUACCACUACUAUACAAGUGUUGAAUUAAGUUUCCGGCGAUACGGCACCUUUUGUGCGCUGCAGGUCCCGCGGUUAAAAGGUUAACGUUUAAACUAAAUUUUAGGAGUUCAAAUCUUUUCGACAAUAAAAUGGGUCUUCAGAUUUAAGACUCUAUUGACGUCCAUCAAGCAUUGCCGAACGUAAAGAUGAUGAUUGACAAUAUGAAUAAAUCCAAGAAACAUCAAUUUUUUACAUAAGAGCUUAAUAAAGUUCACAUGGGUUCGUCAAACAAUUAUAUUCCAAAAACUUAGAUUUCAAAAAUUUUGCCAUGAUAUUUUAGUGACAAGAACUGGUAACACUUGUCUUAACUCCGAAGACUUGCGUAAUAAAAUCAACUCGGGAAACUAAAAUCAUGCAUUUUGAUAAGUUUCUUAAUACGAAUAAACUGAAAAUGUAAAUAGAGUUAAGUAUUAUGAAAAUAAAGAAAUCGAAUUGUGAAACAAAAUUUUUAUUUCAAUAAUAAUCUUCAUCAAUUAAUUACAAACUUAACUGAACAACUACAUAGGAAGCUGUUUGGCAGUUCCACUCCACAAUCUCUCGACAUUAUUUUAAAUCUAUUAUUAAAAGGUUAUAUCAGCAUUUUAGGUGAUUAAAUUCCACAAGAUGAAUAAUAUAACAUGUCUCCUUUAUUUACAUGGGUUAUUAAAUUCAAAGGUGAAAAAAAAGACCUUAUGCCGAACUGGGACCAUAUCGUUAGUGUCACUUGUCCCAUGGGACUAGUGGGAUUAACGGGAAUUAUUUAUACCUUUGAAAUUCUUAUAAACAAUAUUCUCGCAUUUCCAUAAAUUCUCCUUUCUAUAAUAUUAAUCACAUAUAAAUUUUAAAAAUGAA